Molecule: messenger RNA, 7458 nt
Organism: Peromyscus maniculatus bairdii (prairie deer mouse)
Lineage: Eukaryota; Metazoa; Chordata; Mammalia; Rodentia; Cricetidae
Source: RefSeq, a predicted model, not a curated record
CGCCGUCCUCGCUGCAGGUUCGCGUCCCGCUUUGCUCCGUGCGAGGCUCGGCUCCCGGCCGCCUGGACGGCCCGGGACUGACGGCCCCGGGACAGAGGCGACCGUCGCGGCUGCGGGAGCAGAAGCGAAGCUGAGGCCCGGGGAGAGGCGACAGCGGCGAGAGCGCCCGGGGAGGGGAGAAGGAGAGAAGAUGGCGUCGGAGCUGGAGUCCGAGGUGCAGGCCAUCGACCGCAGUUUGCUGGAAUGUUCUGCCGAGGAGAUCGCAGGGAAAUGGCUGCAAGCAACUGACCUCACCAGAGAAGUAUACCAGCAUUUAGCCCACUGUGUGCCCAAAAUCUACUGCCGGGGUCCCAACCCUUCCCCACAGAAGGAGGACACACUUGCACAGCAUGUCUUGUUGGGACCAAUGGAGUGGUACAUCUGUGGUGAAGACCCUGCCCUGGGAUUCCCGAAGCUUGAGCAAGCGAACAAGCCUUCUCAUCUCUGUGGCCGAGUGUUUAAAGUAGGGGAGCCCACAUAUUCCUGCAGGGACUGUGCAGUUGACCCUACCUGUGUUUUAUGCAUGGAGUGCUUUUUGGGAAGUGUCCACAGAGACCACCGAUACAGGAUGACGACCUCAGGAGGUGGAGGCUUCUGUGACUGCGGCGACACAGAAGCCUGGAAAGAAGGGCCCUACUGUCAAAAACACGAACUCAGCAGCUCUGAAGUUGUGGAGGAGGAGGAUCCUCUUGUACAUCUAUCAGAAGAUGUGAUAGCAAGAACCUACAACAUUUUUGCUAUUAUGUUUCGAUACGCAGUAGAUAUACUGACCUGGGAAAAAGAAAGUGAAUUGCCUGCAGACUUAGAGAUGACAGAAAAGAGCGACACCUACUAUUGCAUGCUGUUCAAUGAUGAGGUUCACACCUAUGAGCAAGUCAUUUACACUCUUCAGAAGGCCGUCAACUGCACACAGAAGGAAGCCAUUGGCUUUGCAACCACAGUCGAUCGGGAUGGGCGUAGGUCUGUUCGAUAUGGAGAUUUCCAGUACUGUGAUCAAGCAAAAUCAGUCAUUGUGAGGAACACCAGCAGACAGACCAAGCCGCUCAAAGUUCAGGUCAUGCACUCGUCAGUAGCUGCGCAUCAGAAUUUCGGUCUGAAAGCUCUGUCUUGGCUGGGAAGUGUUAUUGGAUAUUCAGAUGGCCUCCGCCGGAUUUUGUGUCAGGUCGGAUUACAAGAAGGGCCGGACGGUGAAAACUCCUCUCUGGUGGACAGACUGAUGCUUAAUGAUUCCAAAUUAUGGAAAGGCGCUAGGAGUGUGUAUCAUCAGUUGUUCAUGAGCAGCCUGCUCAUGGAUCUGAAGUACAAGAAGCUGUUUGCUGUUCGAUUUGCAAAAAAUUACCAGCAGUUGCAGAGAGAUUUUAUGGAGGAUGAUCACGAGCGAGCAGUAUCGGUGACUGCUCUGUCUGUCCAGUUCUUCACCGCCCCUACUCUGGCCCGGAUGCUCAUCAUGGAAGAGAACCUGAUGACUGUUAUCAUUAAGGCUUUCAUGGACCAUUUGAAACAGCGAGAUGCUCAGGGCAGAUUCCAGUUUGAACGCUACACUUCCCUCCAAGCCUUCAAGUUCAGGAGAGUUCAGAGCCUUAUCUUAGAUCUCAAGUAUGUGCUGAUUAGCAAACCAACUGAGUGGUCGGAUGAGCUGAGGCAGAAGUUCCUAGAAGGCUUCGAUGCCUUUUUGGAAUUACUGAAGUGUAUGCAGGGAAUGGACCCUAUCACACGUCAGGUGGGACAGCACAUUGAAAUGGAGCCGGAGUGGGAAGCGGCCUUCACGCUGCAGAUGAAGCUAACACACGUGAUUUCCAUGGUGCAGGACUGGUGCGCUUUGGAUGAAAAAGUGUUAAUUGAAGCUUACAAGAAAUGCCUGGCUGUGUUGAUGCAAUGUCAUGGCGGAUUCACUGAUGGAGAACAGCCAAUCACACUCAGCAUUUGUGGACACUCGGUGGAAACUAUCAGAUACUGUGUUUCCCAAGAAAAAGUUAGCAUUCACCUCCCAAUUUCUCGCUUGCUUGCAGGUUUGCAUGUGUUGUUGAGCAGAAGUGAAGUGGCGUAUAAAUGUCCCGAGCUCCUGCCUCUAAGUGAACUGAGCCCACCCAUGUUGAUAGAGCAUCCUCUUAGAUGUCUUGUCUUAUGUGCUCAAGUACAUGCUGGGAUGUGGAGAAGAAAUGGCUUCUCAUUAGUAAACCAGAUCUAUUACUACCACAAUGUGAAAUGCAGACGGGAGAUGUUCGACAAGGAUAUAAUGAUGCUUCAGACAGGUGUCUCCAUGAUGGAUCCCAACCACUUCCUGAUGAUCAUGCUCAGCCGCUUUGAACUCUAUCAGAUCUUCAGCACGCCUGACUACGGGAAAAGAUUCAGUUCUGAGGUCACCCAUAAGGAUGUCGUUCAGCAGAACAACACCCUAAUAGAAGAGAUGCUGUACCUCAUCAUCAUGCUUGUCGGAGAAAGAUUCAGUCCUGGGGUUGGACAGGUGAGCGCCACAGAUGAAAUUAAGCGGGAGAUUAUCCACCAGCUGAGCAUCAAACCGAUGGCCCACAGUGAGCUGGUGAAGUCUCUACCUGAAGAUGAGAACAAGGAGACCGGCAUGGAGAGUGUCAUCGAAACCGUUGCCCAUUUCAAGAAACCUGGGCUGACAGGACGAGGCAUGUACGAGCUGAAGCCAGAGUGUGCCAAGGAGUUCAACCUGUAUUUCUACCACUUCUCCAGGGCAGAGCAGUCCAAGGCAGAAGAAGCCCAGCGGAAAUUGAAAAGACAAAACAGGGAAGAUACAGCACUUCCUCCUCCGGCUCUGCCUCCGUUCUGCCCCCUGUUUGCGAGUCUGGUUAACCUUCUGCAGUGUGAUGUCAUGCUGUACAUCAUGGGAACAAUACUGCAGUGGGCUGUGGAGCACCAUGGGUCUGCCUGGUCGGAGUCUAUGCUGCAGAGGGUGCUGCAUUUGAUCGGGAUGGCCCUCCAAGAAGAAAAGCACCAUUUGGACAAUGCCAUGGAAGGGCACGUGGAGACAUUCACCUUCACUCAGAAGAUUUCAAAACCUGGUGAUGCACCCAACAACUCCCCGAGCAUCCUAGCGAUGCUGGAGACGUUGCAGAACGCUCCCUCCCUGGAAGUCCACAAAGACAUGAUUAGGUGGCUGUUAAAGAUGUUUAAUGCAAUUAAGAAGAUAAGAGAGAGUUCCUCCACCAGUCCUGUGGCAGAGGCAGAAGGAACCAUAAUGGAAGAGAGCUCAAGAGACAAAGACAAAGCAGAGAGGAAAAGGAAAGCAGAGAUUGCUAGACUGCGCCGGGAGAAGAUCAUGGCGCAGAUGUCGGAGAUGCAGCGGCACUUCAUUGAUGAGAACAAAGAGCUCUUCCGGCAGACCAUAGAGCUGGACGCCUCGGCCUCUGCCCCUCUUGACAGCAGCCCUCUGAUUUCAGAUACAGCGCUUACAGCAUUGGGCCCUGCACAGACCCAGGUCCCUGAGCAGAGACAGUUUGUCACCUGCAUAUUGUGUCAAGAGGAGCAAGAGGUCACUGUGGAGAGCAGGGCAAUGGUCUUGGCAGCGUUUGUUCAGAGAUCAACUGUGCUGUCAAAAGACAGAACCAAAUUCAUCCAGGAUCCAGAAAAAUAUGAUCCAUUAUUCAUGCACCCUGAUCUGUCUUGCGGAACACACACUGGCAGCUGUGGGCACGUUAUGCAUGCCCAUUGUUGGCAAAGGUAUUUCGACUCCGUCCAAGCUAAGGAGCAGCGGAGGCAGCAGCGGCUGCGCCUGCACACCAGCUAUGACGUGGAGAACGGCGAGUUCCUCUGCCCGCUCUGUGAGUGCCUGAGCAACACCGUGAUCCCCCUGCUGCUCCCCCCGAGGAACGCUUUCAGCAGACUGCCUAUUUCUGCAGACACUUCCUCUUCAGAGACCAUAGAAGACAUGAGUGAGAUACAGGUCCCAGAAGGCUUCCGGCCUGAUUUUCAUCCUGAGAACCCGUAUUCUGACAGCAUAAAAGAGAUGCUAACAACAUUUGGAAUAGCUACGUACAAGGUGGGACUGAAGGUUAAUCCCAAUGACAAGGACCCCCGUGUGCCCAUCAUGUGCUGGGGGAGCUGCGCAUACACCAUCCAGAGCUUAGAAAGAAUUUUGAGUGAUGAAGAGAAGCCCCUGUUCGGGCCUCUGCCUUGUAGACUGGACGACUGUCUCAGGUCUUUAACACGAUUCGCAGCAGCACAUUGGACCGUGGCGUCACUUCCUGUGGUUCAAGGACACUUCUGUAAACUCUUCGCAUCCUUGGUGCCUAGUGACAGCUAUGAAGACCUGCCGUGCAUACUGGACGUCGACAUGUUCCACUUACUGGUGGGCCUGGUGCUGGCCUUCCCGGCCCUGCAGUGCCAGGACUUCUCGGGAAGCAGCCUCGCGACCGGAGACCUGCACAUCUUCCAUCUGGUCACCAUGGCGCACAUCGUACAGAUCUUACUUACCUCAUGUGCAGAAGAGAAUGGCAUGGAUCAAGAAAACCCCACCGGGGAAGAGGAACUAGCUGUCCUCUCUUUGCACAACACACUUUGCCAGUGUACUGGAAGUGCCUUGGAGGAAGAGCCCUCCGGCUGGCACCUGUGGAGGAGCGUCCGGGCGGGCAUCAUGCCUUUCCUCAAGUGUUCUGCUUUGUUCUUCCAUUACUUAAAUGGAGUUCCAGCCCCACCAGACCUUCAAGUUUCUGGAACAAGCCAUUUUGAACAUUUAUGUAACUACCUUUCCCUGCCAACCAACCUCAUUCGCCUUUUUCAAGAAAACAGUGACAUCAUGAACUCUCUGAUUGAAAGUUGGUGCCAGAGCAGUGAAGUUAAAAGCUAUCUGAACGGCGGAAGAGGGGCAAUAAGCUACCCGAGAGGAUCUAACAAACUGAUCGACCUUCCGGAGGAUUACAGCAGUCUCAUUAACCAGGCGUCCAGCUUCUCGUGCCCCAAGUCGGGCGGCGACAAAAGCAGAGCCCCGACUCUGUGCCUCGUGUGUGGGAGUCUCCUCUGCUCUCAGAGCUACUGCUGCCAGGCCGAGCUGGAGGGCGAGGAUGUCGGCGCUUGCACAGCACACACCUACUCCUGCGGCUCCGGGGCCGGCAUCUUCCUGAGAGUGCGGGAAUGUCAGGUGCUAUUUCUAGCUGGCAAAACCAAAGGAUGUUUUUACUCUCCUCCCUACCUGGAUGACUACGGGGAGACAGACCAGGGGCUCAGACGAGGAAACCCUUUACAUUUGUGCCAAGAGCGGUUUCGAAAGAUCCAGAAGCUAUGGCAGCAGCACAGCAUCACGGAGGAGAUCGGCCACGCGCAGGAAGCCAACCAGACCCUGGUCGGCAUCGACUGGCAGCAUUUAUAGUCACUCACUCCUCUACCAAAACCUUCAACCUGGAGUUCUGUAACCCAGCCGGCUUCUCCAGAAAGACGACAGAAAAGAAGUUCGGCUGGAUCUAUUUUGAAAUAAAUUCUUUAUUUAAGCUUUCUUCCCAGUUUUAUUUUUCUAGUUUCUGGCUCCAGGGACUGAUGAGAAUAAUUUUCCACCAGAUUUUAUUGCUGUACCCUCAGAUGUUACCUGGGCAGAGAUCCUCUUUAGCCUGGAGCUCGCUCCUGCUUCAGUAGCCUGAGCCGCUCCACAUCACUGAUUGUGUUGGACUUGUUGGCCAUUCAGCAGAGGCCAAAAGGAGCCCUGGGGCCCAGCAAGAUGACUUUUCCAACCUUGGUGCCUCAGCGCUGGGGUGCGGUUCUCCUCUGGGACUGGACCUCACCUCCGAGAGCAAAGCCGUUGAAUUUGAAGCUGGGAUUCCCUUCUCUGUGUGGCCUGGAAGGCUGGAGAUGCUAGCAGGAGAGCCUAGGGGGAGAGCGGCCAGCUUCUCACAGCUCUAUCUGGUUGGUUUUCUCUAUUUUUGUCAAGACUUUUGGCUUACUCAAUUAAAGGGCUUUUGAAAUGGAAAGGACCUCCUAGUUUUUCCGACAGUUACUCCCUGCUCUGAGGUAAACGGAGAGCGUGUGCAGCCUCAGCCAGACGGCGGCAGACCUGUGAGAACUCAGCUUAGUGAAAGGCUGCACGCCUGUAAUCCCAGCACCUGGGAGGCUGAGGCAGACCAGGAGUUCAAGGCUAGCUUCAACCACGUUAGGAGCGUGAGGCUAGCCUGGCUGACUUGAGACCUCGUCUCAGACCAACCGAAAUCGAGGAGCCAGGGUUUUGAGGUUUCUUGCCCCACCCCACAUCUCCUGGAUUAGAUGUGCUGCUGCGCAUCUGCCAGCCGUUGAGGACAUGCUCAGACGGCGUGCACACAGCUUCCGUCCUUUUUAGGUUUUAUUCUGAGAGGUGCCUUUCUAGAGCCAUAACCCUGGGUGCCGCAGCUCCAGCUCCUGCGCAGCACGCCGCCUCCACUCAGCAGACGCGCAGAGAGCUCACGUGCACGCUGGGACCGCAGAUUGAACAGAGGGUGAGCUCCGUCUCCACGUGGGCCGAGGCCGCCACGCGAACAGAAAGAGGCUGUCGGCUCUUCUAACCCUUCUAACCACCUUUUCACUCAGCCUUUCAAAUUGCAACCCCAAGUUCGGUUCCACUGAGCUGCACCCACGCCACAGUACCCCAGGAGGGUCAGAAAUUCAGACCAGAGGCGAAAUGCAGCCAGCACAGCUCCAGGAUCAUGUGAGGAGCCGCCUCCCUCCCAAGGAUGGACUUCACGUAGCUCUUCUGCUUGGCGCAGGCUCAAGAGCUGAGAGGUUGCAGCAGGAGGCCCGAGUUAGAAUCUUCCAUGCUCUCCCCCUUCUCUGGCCUUUCCUUGACACGGUCUGAAUGGGCUGUGAGGGAUGUGCCUGAUGCUUGACCUUUGACACGAGCGCACGGUUUCUUCAGAUUGAAGUUCGUUCGGCUCCUCUUGGCUUUUUGCCUUCCAUUCACCAUUUUUAAAUUUAAAAUUAUGAGACCUCUCUGGGCAUGAACCUCAUGCUAGAGCCCUUGCCUAGCGUGAGUAAGGUCCUGGGUUCAGUCCUGGUGCCAACCCAAAGGGGAAAAAAAUCAUGAGCACAAGCUUGUUUCAUCUACGUGGGCCACAGACAUCUUCAAGGUCAUCCUGACACUUCUGGGUUCAGGCCUGACUCUCAGGAGUCUGGAAUUAGCGGAGGAUAGCCCUGCAUUUCACUCCUGAGAAGGUCAGCACUGGGGCAGUGGGUUCCCACAGAUCUGCAGCCUGCCCUCUCCGUGUGGCAGUGUUAAGAUGGUUUCCUGUCCCUGUCAGCACAUCUGACUUUGGUUUGUUUCCGCAUGGUUUUGUUGUUGUAGAAAUGUUUAUAUAACAUGCUUUCCAUAUCAGGGAAAAUCAUAUGUUUAAUAAAUUGGCUAUAAUUUUAAUAUCUGUGGACAACUUGUAAAAUUUGAAAUGUAUCAUAUGUAAAAAGUUUAAAGAUAUUAAAUAAAGGCUUUAGGUGUUGACAUUC